Molecule: messenger RNA, 1269 nt
Organism: Parnassius mnemosyne (clouded apollo)
Lineage: Eukaryota; Metazoa; Arthropoda; Insecta; Lepidoptera; Papilionidae
Source: the annotation of a GenBank genome assembly
AUGCCUAAACUAAAAGAUACGCGGAAAAGGUAUUCGUCACCUCAAAAUGCAGGCUAUACGAAAAAAGCCGGUGUGGGUUCCACCUCCACAAGAAAAUUCAUAAGUAAGUACAAUCAGGAGAAUAAACCUGCAAAGUCUACGAAUACGUCCUCAUUUGAUGAUUCUUCAGAAAACAAUACUCGAUCAUUAUUAGAGAAAGAAAUUAAUACAACACCUAAACCAAAUAUUAUAAGGGAACAUUUGAUGCCAUCACUUGCUGAUUUAGAAAAAAUGUUUGAAGAUUCUGAAAACAGCCAGCAGCUGCCAUUGACAACAUCAGUAACUUCAGAGAAAGGUGAAAAAUCUCAUCUAAUUCAAAAAAGCAAUGCAAAUGACAUGCUAUCAUCAAUGGACGAAACUAUAAACGAAAAUAAUAUAAUGUUAAAUGAAAGCUCGACUCCAAACGACAACACAACUCCUGAGCUUGACCCUGUAAACCAAAAUUCGAACUCUCAGAUUAAAAAAGCUUUUCAUAAUAAAUCAUUAUCUGUAAGCAUACUUUGUAAAACCUGCAAAACAAAUCACAAUAUUUCAAAUAUCAUUGAUUGUCAAAAACCUGCUGAAAUGAAGACAAUAGACUUAACCAUUGAUGAAAAUGAACAUGUCAACAGCACUGGGACUAGUAGGAGACACCAUAGAAUGAGCCGUGAUAGUUGUGAUAGUGCAGAUAGUACUCAAACUGUAAUUAAUGAAUAUUACAAUUUACCUUUGCCUAGCACUUCCAGAGAUAAUAAUACCAUUAAAAAACGUUUUGGUGACUGUUUACGUAGGUAUGGUUUUGACUCUCCAAAUUUUCCUGCAAAUUCUGAGGAAAGUGAACGAUUGGUUUCAAAAGCAAUCAAUGAAGUUUUGUAUGAUGCAAUUAGAGAUGGAACAUUUGACAAAUGUAGCCUGUGUUUCAAAAUGAAAAUAUUGCUUGAUAUUGUAGACCAUGACAUCAAAAACAACCCAACUAACCCCUCUGUAAAUGAACCUUACAACUGUCAUAGUAAAAGAGAAGCAAAUUCAGGACAGCUGUUAAACAUGACAUUAUGUGGAUACUCACGAUUAAAUCUUGGUAAUUGCCCAAUCUGCAUGGAUAAUCUAGCUAACUCUGUUGCUGUAUCAACUUUUUGUGGUCAUAUAUUUUGCAUGUUAUGCAUUGAAACAGCAUUUAAUGCUAAUGGGCAAAUAUGCCCAACUUGUAGAGAGGAUUUAAUUGAUCCUGGGUAUCAUUUUAUUUUUCCAUAA